GGCUUCCUGCUAAAGCAGUCGAAGUGCCCCCACUCGCCGCCCGCGCGCUGCUCGACCCGACCCUGGUCAAAAGGGCGGUGACUCGCCAUGUCGGUGCGCUUGGCCAUUGGCAUUACGGUUUCGGUGCUCGUGGUGCUCAUCGCAUGGGCAUUGUGCACCUAUAAGCGCGAAUGGCUGAAAGAAAUCUUCGGCCUCAAGGGUCCCGGGAAGACGGUGGAUGUGGAGUCAGGUGGAGCGGUUCAGCUGGGCAGGAGCGAUAGUGCAGGUGGCAAGCAGUCGGACGCGCCGGCGUCCAUGAUCGUGGUCGCUGCCGAUGACAGCACACGUGGAGAGCUCAUGGAAUAUCGAGACUUGAAAGAUGCAUGCAACCACUGGUCGGAUGCCAACAUCUUGGGGAAGGGUGCCGCGGCCACGGUCUACCGGGGCUCCUUGACGCGCUUCGGACAGGUGGCCGUGAAGCGCUUCCACCAGACACCCACAGGCGGUAUGGCCUAUAACUUCGACCGAGAAUUGGACGCACUCUGUCAAUGUCGGCACCCACAUGUCUUGGAGAUCUUGGGUCGAGCGACCACAGGUCCCGAGCAGCUCAUCGUGAUGCCGCUCAUGGAGGGCGGCUGCCUCGCGAACGCGCUGCGGAACAUGUCCUGGGCUCCCCGAGCUGAGUGCCUGGGGCAGAUCGUCACGGCCGUGUCCUUCCUCCAUGGAAAGAAGAUGGUCCAUCGUGAUAUCAAGAGUAGUAACAUCCUCCUCGACCGGGUACGCCGACACGCACGCCUAGCGGAUUUUGGGCUCGCGAAGGAUCAGGUGAAGGGCUCUCGCCAUGGCACCACUGGAAUCGUGGUGGGCUCCCCUGGCUACAUGGCUCCCGAGCUCAUGAUGCGCCCGGCCAAUGAGAAGACCGACGCCUUUGCACUCGGCGUCGUGAUUCUGGAGAUCCUCACUGGCCAACCUGCCUGGGAUGAGGGCCGGGAGGCCAUGGCCCUUGGCGAUGCUGCUGUCUCAGAUGGCAUCUUCGACGCCUCCAUGGUCGAUGCGCAAGCCUCCUGGCCGACGCCAGGGGCGCGGUUCAAUGGUGGCAGCUCUGUGGCUUUGUGGACUCUCCAAAACCAUCCAAAGCCUUCACCCGACUCCACCCUAAACCCUAAACCCCAGCUCUGUGGCCAGAAAGAGAUGGGGGGAGUUUCAAGGAAUUCUGCGUUCUAUCUUCACAAGCACCUUUGAGGACUGACCAUCUGGGUUUGUUGUCAAAGCGAAAUGAGAGGACAGACGUUCAGGUCACUAGAUUUAGGUUGAUUGACUACGCGUGUGACACUCCUCUUCUCAACUUGUGAGAGAAGUUACAAGUAUCCGAUCAUUCUUUGACGCUUGGGAUCAUGGAUGGGCCUGAAACAGCCCAAAACCAUGCAAAGCAGACGCGCUGGUCGACGACUGGUUGGUCGUCAUUGAUCGUCCCAUUAUUCCAAUUCUGUUUGUUGAUCGCCACAGAACCGGAUUGGGGGUGAUCGCCAGGGAACCUGUAACAGUUGGAAAGCAAUUGUCACUAUUUUUAGAGAAAGUUCCUUUAAAAUUCACUAACCAUCAUCAUCCACUGUUAAUGGGGAAGAGGAUAAUAUCGUAGAAGAACCGUUGGGUUUCUCUCCCCAGUUCUUGCCUGGCGUGUAUGGAAAAACGUCUCGCUAGGUGCAGGUCCUGGGUGAUUGCGCCGUCGGGCACUUAGGUUUUUCGUGGCGUUCAGACUGGUUCUUUGAGAAAGUUUUCAAGUUGAAGAGAAAGAGGAGGAAGUUGAUCUCAAAAAAGGAAUUCCUAAAUGAUCAAAAGUGAAGGAAGUUGAAGAAUUGAACUGCCACAUAUUGAUUGAGUGAUACCAAGACCCUGUACCUUUCAAUCAAACUAACAUGGUCGGCGGAGAGUUCGUCCAAGAACAGACCAAAGACGCCAGCCAAGACUCUUGACUCUUGAGUGGUUUGCUCUCCAAUGACUCUUCCACGACCUGGGA
This is a messenger RNA of Durusdinium trenchii, 1996 nucleotides long. NCBI's taxonomy places the organism in Eukaryota, Dinophyceae, Suessiales, Symbiodiniaceae. The record is from the annotation of a GenBank genome assembly.